Rhodofomes roseus is the source of this 747-nucleotide messenger RNA. Its product is annotated as calponin homology domain-containing protein. Gene Ontology annotation, cellular component: cytoplasmic microtubule; microtubule plus-end; microtubule organizing center. NCBI's taxonomy places the organism in Eukaryota, Fungi, Basidiomycota, Agaricomycetes, Polyporales, Fomitopsidaceae. Gene Ontology annotation, molecular function: microtubule plus-end binding. Bases 1 to 747 code for a protein of 248 amino acids. The transcript has 6 exons. The record is from RefSeq and is a predicted model, not a curated record. Gene Ontology annotation, biological process: regulation of microtubule polymerization or depolymerization; spindle assembly; protein localization to microtubule plus-end.
AUGGGCGAGUCCAGGACAGAACUACUGGCUUGGCUCAACGACCUCCUUCAAGUCAACUACACCAAAGUCGAGCAAUGCGGGACGGGCGGCGCGUAUUGUCAGAUUAUGGAUUCGGUCUUUGGCGAUGUGCCAAUGGCGCGUGUCAAGAUGAACGCCAAGCAUGAGUACGAGUUCAUCGCAAACUUCAAGAUUCUGCAAAACGUCUUCCGUUCACACAAGGUCGAGAAGCCCAUUGUCGUGGAGAAGCUUGUCAAAUGCAAGAUGCAGGACAACCUGGAGUUCCUCCAGUGGAUCAAGCGCUUUUGGGACACGAACUACGGAGGCCAGGGCUACGACGCCGUCGCUCGACGACGCGGCGCUCCCACAGACACACCUGCCACCAUCGCGCCACUCGCGCCGUCCCGCGGUAGCUCUACUACUCUGCACACCGGUGCACCCCGAGCCGGCGGGCGAACUCCCAUUAGCGGCCACCGAGCUGGGUCAACGCAGCCGAACGAGCUUGUGCAGAACCUCCAGGCGCAGCUACGCGAAAUGUCAACGCACCUGGAGGGCCUCGAGAAAGAGCGGGAUUUCUAUUUCUCCAAGUUGCGCGACAUCGAGAUCCUUGUCCAGGGACAACUUGAAGCCCUCGAGGCGGAAGGCAAGGACGACCCGUUGAUGCGUGACAUACAGAAGAUUCUCUACUCUACAGAGGAGGGCUUCGAAGUACCGGAGGGAGGUGCCGUUGACGAGGAGGAGACGUUCUGA